Molecule: messenger RNA, 1629 nt
Organism: Chaetura pelagica (chimney swift)
Lineage: Eukaryota; Metazoa; Chordata; Aves; Apodiformes; Apodidae
Gene: GAREM2
Product: GRB2 associated, regulator of MAPK1-like
Exons: 6
Coding region: 1-1629 (542 amino acids)
Source: RefSeq, a predicted model, not a curated record
AUGCCGGUGGCCACAGCAGCGAGAUCCUUAAUGCCCCUGAAAGUGCUGGCCCCGGCGGAUCCUCCAUCCAUGGGGCAUUUCUCGGGCCACUUUGGGGUGACCCCCCCCAUGCCUGCAGCUUUGUCCCAGACCAAAGCUCCCCUUGAUGCUGUGUGUAGGUCACAGCAGGUCCCUGGAGAUGGGCUCCUCUCACCUCCAUGGGCCUGGCUGUAUCAUGCAGGGAAGUUCAAGCUGCUGGACCAGGACCGGGACAUCCGUGAGCCUGUGCAGUAUUUCAACAGUGUGGAGGAAGUGGCCAGCAUCUUCCCAGACCGUGUCUUUGUCAUGGAGGCCAUCACCUUCAGUGUGAAGGUGGUGUCGGGGGAGGUCAGCGAGGACAGCGAAGGCUACAACUUCACGCUGCACGCGGGGGACGAGCUGACGCUGAUGGGCCAAGCGGAGAUCCUGUGCGCCAAGACGGUGAAGGAGAAGUCGCGCUUCAACACCCUCCUGCGGAAACUGGACCGCACCACCGGGAGCCUCAGCCUCCCCUUCCAGUGCAAGGGCCGCUUCAGCACCCGCAGCCCCCUGGAGCUGCGCCUGCAGGAGGGGGAACACACCAUCCGCAGCAUCAUCGAGAAGGUCCGCCUGCCUGUCAACGUGGCCGUCCCCAGCCGGCCAGCCCGCAACCCUUACGACCUCCACGCCAUCCGGGAAGGUCACUGCUACAAACUGGUCGGCAUCAUCUCCAAGACGGUGGUUUUGUGCUGCAUCCUCCGGCGGGAUGAGCUGGUCCCGUUCCAUUUCCUUCUGCUGACCGACAUGCCCCGCUUCCAGCUGCCCGAGGGGCUGCUGGCCGGGGAUCCCCAGCUGGAGAAGCUCUUGAGGGACGUCGCUGCUUAUUGUAACGACCGGUUCAACCCCGCCGAGUAUUCGCGAGCCGUGCGGGCAGCCAAGACGGAUUUUACCGAGGAAUGUGCCAGCCCCCGGCGCCUGCGGCUCUGCUUGCCCGCCUGUGCCCGGGAGGAGCUCAGCCAGUCCCUCCAGCGGCUCUCCCUCUGUUCCUGUGUCCCCGGAGUCCCCCGGGAGACCCCCACCCGCUGCCAAGGACCUCGAGGGGGUGUGGGAGGCACCCCCCGCCCGCCACUGCCUGAAUUCCCUGAUCCCGAAAGGGAAUAUAUGACGCCUGAUUGGGCUGAGCCGGAGUUCAGGACUCAGGAGCCGCUGGAGAUUCCCUACGAGGAGCUCUGGAGCAAUCCCAGCCCUGAGGGCUGCUGCGAGCCGGGGGGUGGUGGCCGGCAGGACAUGGGCAACUUCGGGGCUGUCGCCGCGCUGGGCUCCCUGCAUCGCCCCGGUGUGCCUGGGGAUGAGCCCCGCGGGGACACCCCACCCCCUGUGCCACCCAACGGGGACGGUUCGCCCUGGUUGCCCCCCGCCGACCUCUCGGCCCUCUCGCUGGAGGAGGUGUCCAAGUGCCUGCGCUUCAUCGGCCUCUCCGAGGACGUCGUCAGCUUCUUCGCCCGCGAGCGCAUCGACGGCAGCAUCUUCGUGCAGCUCAGCGAGGAGAUCCUGGCUGAUGACUUCCAUCUCACCAAGCUCCAGGUGAAGAAGAUCAUGCAGUUCAUCAAGGGCUGGCGCCCCAAAAUCUAG